Molecule: messenger RNA, 407 nt
Organism: Aethalodelphis obliquidens (Pacific white-sided dolphin)
Lineage: Eukaryota; Metazoa; Chordata; Mammalia; Artiodactyla; Delphinidae
Gene: SPINK4
Product: serine peptidase inhibitor Kazal type 4
Exons: 3
Molecular function (GO): serine-type endopeptidase inhibitor activity; protein binding
Source: RefSeq, a predicted model, not a curated record
AUGGCUGUUCGCCUGUGGGUGGUCACCCUGGCCUUGGCUGCCCUCUUCCUUGUGGGCAGGGAAGUGCCAGUGUCGGCAGCAAAGUUCAUUUUCUCAAGAAUGCUAAGGCAGCUGCUUGCACCCAUCUGUGAGCACAUGGCAGAAUCUCCAGUCUGCCCCUAGAUAUAUGACCCAGUUUGUGGCACUGACGGGGUCACGUAUGACAGUGAAUGCAAGCUCUGCUUGGCUCGCAUGUAAGUCCACCCCCCUACCUUCCCCUGGGUUGGCUUGGGUGGGCCCCAUCUGUGGUGCAUAUGAGUCUGAAAGGAGCAGGUCUUGACCUGCUUCUUCCUUCACUCACACUUGGCCUGGGAAGAGUCCUCCAACAUUUGCCCGUAACAGAGUGAGUGCAAGUAUAAAUCAAAAGA